AUGGAAAUCCAUGGAGUACAGGAUUGUAGAGAUCGAGAAGAGAGGGAGGUGCCGUUGGCCAUCCCGGCAAACGUGGAGGACGGGAUUGUAGAGAUUGGCGUGGAGAAUAGUUCUUCAUGCACAUCCAAAGAUGGCCCACUUCCUAUUUUUCUCAAGUUUGAGGAUGUGGAAUAUAAGGUGAGGGGUGCUUGGAGGAACCCUAUGAAAGCUGCGAUUACCAGUGUAGCCUCACAGUUAAGGGUGGAGCAAGGGAGUUGCAAGCACAUUCUCAAGGGCAUAACCGGAAGCGUGGGGCCUGGUGAAAUCCUAGCUUUGAUGGGGCCCUCCGGGAGUGGCAAGACCACCUUGCUAAAGAUACUUGGUGGUAGGUUGGAUGGGGAUAUCAAAGGGAACAUCACUUAUAAUGAUACUCCCUAUAGUCCCUCUAUCAAGAGAAGGAUUGGAUUUGUGACCCAGGAUGAUGUGCUAUUCCCUCAGCUUACAGUGGAAGAGACCCUUGUCUUCGCUGCCUUCCUAAGGCUUCCUACCAACAUGACUAGCCAGCAGAAAUACGCCAGGGCAGAUGCCAUCAUAAAGGAACUGACAUUAGAAAGAUGCCGCCACACCAAAGUGGGAGGAGUAUUUGUUAAAGGCAUCUCGGGAGGAGAAAGGAAAAGGACUAGUAUAGGUUAUGAGAUCCUCGUCGAUCCCUCAUUAUUGUUGCUCGAUGAACCCACAUCAGGCCUAGACUCCACCUCUGCAAGCAAGCUCUUGAUGGUUCUUCAGAACCUCGCAAAGACAGGAAGGACGAUCAUCACGACGAUCCACCAGCCAUCUAGCAGGAUGUUCCACAUGUUUGACAAGCUUCUGUUAAUAUCAGAAGGUUAUCCCAUAUACCAUGGGGAGGCUAGGGAGUGCAUGCAGUACUUUGCAUCCCUGGGUUUUGUGCCUGAAAUUGCCAUGAACCCAGCUGAGUUUCUGCUAGACUUGGUGACCGGACAUGCGAACGACAUUAGCAUCCCUGAAGCUUUACGAGGCUCUCCAAAUCCACAAGAAUUUGAGAUACAAGUGACAAAGUUUCUGCAACAGAAAUAUGAGACAGAAGUGGAACCUAGAGAGAGAGAAGAGAACCAUCGAGCAAUAAAAGCGCCGAAGCACCUUCAGAUAGCAAUUCAAGUUAAGAAGGAUUGGACUAUGAGCUGGAUUGACCAGUUAAUGAUACUGUCAAAGAGAACCUUUCGGGAGAGAUGUGGGGACUACCUAGACAAGCUAAGGUUAGCACAAGCUAUUGGUGUAGCAGUACUCUUAGGCCUUCUCUGGUGGAAAUCCAAGCUAGGAACCGAAGCUCAGCUAAGAGAUCAGGUCGGCCUAAUUUUCUACAUCUGUAUAUUCUGGACAUCAUCAUCACUAUUUGGAUCGGUGUAUGUCUUUCCAUUGGAGAAGGUGUACUUGGCAAAAGAAAGGAAAGCAGAUAUGUAUAGACUAAGUGUAUACUAUGUCUGUAGCAAUUUAUGUGACAUGACGGCUCACAUAUUCUAUCCCAUCAUUUUUAUGGUCAUACUAUACUUCAUGGCGGACUUUAGAAGAACAGCGCCUUGCUUUUUCUUGACAUUAUUUGCAGUUCUAUUGAUUGUCAUCACUAGCCAGGGAGCUGGGGAGCUGUUUGGAGCGGCAAUUCUAAGUGUAAAAAGGGCUGGAUUGGUGGCAUCUUUGGUGCUCAUGUUAUUUCUCCUCACAGGAGGAUACUAUGUUCAGCAUAUACCCAAGUUCAUGCAAUGGUUGAAGUAUAUCUCUUUCAUGCAUUAUGGAUUUAGACUCUUGUUGAAGGUGCAGUACUCUGGAGAUUUGGUGUAUGAAUGCCAAAGCAAAGGUGGAUGCCGAAGCUUGCAGAGCUCACCUUCGUUUGAUACGAUAAAUUUGAAUGGCAGAUUACAUGAAGUAUGGAUUCUAUUACUCAUGGCUCUCAUUUACCGGUUGCUCGCCUAUUUCUGCCUCCGAAAAAGAAUAAGCAUCACUCCUUUUUGAUGUUGAAGUACUGAUGAACAAACUUCAGAUCAUGGACUACUGAAUACUUUUAUCAUGUAGAACAACUGCUUGGAUAUAAGAAAAACAUGCAUGGGAGUUCCUUGUUUUUGUUAUG
Messenger RNA from Elaeis guineensis (African oil palm), 2119 nucleotides. RefSeq names its product ABC transporter G family member 26. Lineage: Eukaryota; Viridiplantae; Streptophyta; Magnoliopsida; Arecales; Arecaceae. The record is from RefSeq and is a predicted model, not a curated record. Gene Ontology annotation, cellular component: membrane. Gene Ontology annotation, molecular function: ATP hydrolysis activity; ABC-type transporter activity; ATP binding. Gene Ontology annotation, biological process: transmembrane transport.